Phlebotomus papatasi is the source of this 1834-nucleotide messenger RNA. RefSeq names its product augmin complex subunit dgt3 (gene dgt3). The record is from RefSeq and is a predicted model, not a curated record. Bases 200 to 1738 code for a protein of 512 amino acids. The transcript has 4 exons. NCBI's taxonomy places the organism in Eukaryota, Metazoa, Arthropoda, Insecta, Diptera, Psychodidae.
AGAACGGAAAAAGCAGUUUUCAUCCAAGAUUUUUAAUUAUUAUAAAAGAAAAAUUAAAAAACCAGCGGGUUAUGGGAAAAUUUCAUAAUUUUUCAGAGAAAAUAGAGAAAAUUGAAGACAAUCACCCAAAAAAGUUCGUCGGGAUCAAAAACUCAACGAAACGUCAUUUUUGUGGAUACCGGAAAAUUUUCAAGGCAUCAUGAAUAAGUUGCAAAAAGAAUUUGAGGCGGCAAAACGGGAACUCCUCGAUGGGAAGUAUUUGGAAUAUGAUCCAGAAUGGGCCAAUUUAUUUGCCUGGCUGCGUGAAAAUAUCACAAUAGACAACUUUGUGAGUAAGUCAAUGGAAGAGAAUGCCAAGUGUGAGGAAUUUUCCGAGGAGGAACUUGCUAAAAUAGAAGAAGAUUUUCCGGGUAUUUUUGAGGUUAGGGAUAGUGAUCUGAAAGCCGCUGAGGCUCAAUUGGGAGCCCUCAAGAAGGCAGAAGUGGAGUUCCGGGAGCAAAAUGCACAACUGGGGAAGAUCCUGGAGCAAGUAAAUGAUGAGGUCCGGGAGUUGUCAAAGAAGACCGUAGACACUGAAGCUCGGUGUGAGAUUUGGAGGCAAAAGGUGGAAGCUCACGAGGAAAAAUUGGAUUUCUUGAGCAAGGAGAGGGCUAAAAAGGUGGAGAAGUUGAAAGAGAUUUACAAGAGUCCUGAGGAAAUCCUUGCUGUCGGACACAUUCCAAUGGAUGCCUUGAAGAUAAAUAUGCUAGCUGCUGAAAAUCUACUUGACAAUUGCAUGUCAACCUUCAACACCGGGGGAAGUGGUUCGGAUUUUGAGAAUCUGAGCGGGAAGAUUGAAUUCUUUGCAGAGGAAAACCUCAGACUCUAUGAGAAGUUGCUGGAAAUCAAGGAAGAACUUGGCGGAGUGGAAGCAGCUAGUGAAAUGUUUAAUAAAUUCACAGAUUUCCCAAUGACUUCCGAAGAAAUUGAGAGACAAAUAGCUGAAAUGGAGAACAGGUCCGAGAUAUGCGUGAUGCAGAUUGAGGGCCUCACUACCCAGUGCAUGAUGGCCAAGAAGCUGGAGAUCACCAAGGAGAAGCAGGAAGUUUACAGAAAGAUUCAAGAGGAGAGGCUUCAGAAGUCAGAAAAUCGUCUUCAGCGUCUCCAGGAAAUCAGCAAGGUCACCGGGCAGAUCAAUCUCAUAGCAGACAUAAUCUGGGUUCUCCUACAAAUGGAUAGAAAGAGGAUUAAGGACGUCAUCUCAGUUUUGGGUAAGACUGAUCAAGUCGAUCUUGAGGAUCUCCUCUGGGACUUCGAUUUCAAUGCAUCAUCUCUCGAGCCGGACAUUCUAGCUCCCUUUAGAGAACCCACGGUGAAAUUUGUCCUAAAUCCCAAUCGGAAUGACUUGAUGCAAGAGAAAUUUUGCCAAUUCCGCAGAAUUGAGCAGGCUCUCAAGGACAUGGUAUUCGGUCCAACAAAGACUCCUACCCUCUACUCCCCAGAAAUAUCCAUCCGAAUGCACUUCCUAAAGAUCUUGGGGACGCAGAAUGAGGCUCAACUGAAGGAGAUCAAGGAUCGCUAUACAAAGGAAUACCUUGAACCGAAUAAAAACAAGAUCUGGGGUUACCGGAGGCGUCUCUGGAUCUGGUUUCUCACUAAGCCUGAAAAAAUACACAUGGCCAUUGAUUAUGUGACCAGGGAAGCUGCAAAUACUCCAAGAAGGACCAAAACUUUGCCUGGAAUCCGGAACGUUCAGUGAAUCUCUUUGGAAGGGAAAUAUUCAUUCGAUUCAUAUCACUCAUUCCAUUUGUUUUUGUUCAGAAUUUUUCUUAAAUAAAUUUUCAUGAAGAUCCUU